Messenger RNA from Oryctolagus cuniculus (rabbit), 7183 nucleotides. The record is from RefSeq and is a predicted model, not a curated record. NCBI's taxonomy places the organism in Eukaryota, Metazoa, Chordata, Mammalia, Lagomorpha, Leporidae.
GGAACGGCGCCCUCUCAGUGGCUCCUCUGCGGACAGCACCAUAGCGGCUGCCUGCGAGACCCCUAUUAUGACAUCCCCAUCCCCGCAGUACACUUCUCCCAGGAAAGAGCCCCCUAGAGAGAUCUCCACUGGGGCAUCCCGUUGGAUAACUCCUCUGCUUUCCUCGUGGCAUGUAUCCCCCGGAAACGGCUAUCUCUAGAGACCCCCACACAAUAGCUCGCCUGUAUAAAACCCCAAAUGUCCAAAGCUCCGCCCUACUGGUGGUCUCUCGGGCCUUUGCCCUGCCCUAAGACACCGACACCUCCAUGCACACCCCGCUGACAGCACCUCCCCUGUGGUGCGUUUCCCCACCUCGAAGCGCACCCCUUCCUCACUCACUCCACAAUGGGGAGCUCGGUUUAGGGGAGCAACACGAAACAGUGAACUGGAUCGAUGAGGAAGAGGGGUCCAAGAACCCCCGAAAGCGGCGACGCCAGGCCCCCGAGGCUGGAGGCGGCGCCCUUGGUGCUUUGGUGUGAGGGAUCCUGGAUAAUCAGAUACAGACAAGAAAACAUACUUGGAUGUUUAUAUAGCAAUUGUUAUAAAAGCAGUAAGCACUGCAGCCGACUCCGCCGAGUUCAGAGUAUCCUGACCCAGAGCAGCAAGUCUCAGCCUGAUGGCAUCCUCUGCAUCCUAGGAAUUGAUAGCAGGUAUAAUGAAGGCUGCAGAGAGCUGGCAAAUUAUCUUCUGUUUGGUUUGUACAAUCAGAAUAUCUGUGAUUUUGAGAUAACGGGAUUUUCUGAAGAAGUUCUAGAUGACGUGAUUAUACUGAUUAAAUCAGACAGCGUCCAUCUGUACUGUAAUCCUGUGAACUAUCGCUAUCUCGUACCGCUUGUGGCGCAUUGGAGAAAUCUGCACUUCCACUGCAUGACUGAAAAUGAGUAUGAAGAUGAGGAAGCUGCAGAAGAAUUUAAAAUUGCCAGCUUCGUGGACAUGGUUAGAGACUGUAGUAGAAUCGGCAUUCCUUACAGUUCCCAAGGUCACUUGCAGAUAUUUGAUAUGUUUGUGGUGGAGAAAUGGCCAAUUGUACAGGCCUUUGCACUUGAGGGCAUUGGAGGGGAUGGAUUUUUUACCAUGAAAUACGAGUUACAGGAUGUGAGCUUGAAUCUCUGGAAUGUCUAUAGCAAGAUGGAUCCUGUGUCUCUGGAAACUUUGCUUUCAGAAGAUUUGGUAGCUUUUGAACAUCAGUGGACCAGCUUCUUUGCUAACUUUGACACAGAAAUUCCUUUCCUGCUGGAACUUUCAGAAUCUCAGGCUGGCGAGCCAUUUAGAAGUUACUUCAGUCAUGGAAUGAUCUCCAGCCAUAUAACUGAAAACAGCCCUAAUAGGCAGCCAUUUGUUCUCUUUGGUAAUCAUUCCACACGGGAAAACCUGAAUGCUGGCAAUUUUAACUUCCCUUCUGAAGGGCACCUGGUACGCAGCACUGGUCCUGGUGGGAGCUUUGCCAAACACAUGGUAGCACAGUGCGUUUCACCAAAGGGACCUCUUGCUUGUUCAAGAACAUACUUUUUUGGAGCUACUCAUGUUCCUUACUUAGGUGGUGACGACAAGCCGCCUGAGAAAACUGAACAAAUUAGGCUCUUGUCCCAGGUAUACACUGCUGUUAUUGCGGCUGUUCUGGCUGGCAUUGCAUGUUACGCUAAAACUUCCAGUCUAACAAAGGCCAAGGAGGUAGCAGAGCAGACCCUGGGAUCUGGGUUAGAUUCCUUUGAGUUGAUUCAGUUUAAGGCAGCUUUACGCUCCAAGACAGCUUUUCAAAUACAUGCUGUGAAUAAUCAGGGAAGAAUUGUACCUCUGGACAGUGAAGAUAGCUUGUCCUUGGUAAAGACGGCUUGUAUGGCUGUCUAUGACAUUCCUGACUUGCUGGGAGGAAGAGGGUGCUUAGGAUCUGUGGUCUUCUCAGAAUCAUUUUUGACAUCUCAGAUUAUGGUUAAAGAAAAUGAUGGCACUGUUACCACAGAAACCAGCUGCAUAGUCCUGACUGCCGCCAUACCCAGAUUCCGCUCUUGGCUGGUAGAAGAUAAGGAAGUGAAAUUGUCUGAGAAAACUCAGCAAGCAGUGAGGGAGGAUGAGUUUUUCCUGGGCAGUUUUCUAACAGGAGGAGAAGGAGCAUAUCUCCAUUCUAGCAAUCUACAGUUCUGGCCUGAGGAGGGGAAAGUGCAUUUCUUCACUGGUGGCCUUCUGUUUUCUCAUCGUCAUCAUGGAAAUAUCAUCAUCUCCAAGGAUCAUAUGAAUUCCAUUUCCUUCUAUGAUGGGGAUUCUACCAGUGUCGUUGCUGCCCUUCUCAUAGACUUCAAAAGCUCACUGCUUCCUCAUCUCCCAGUUUAUUUUCAUGGAUCACACAAUUUCCUGAUGAUUACCCUUUUCCCCAAAUCAAAGAUAUACCAAGCAUUUUACUCGGAGGUCUUCUCCCCCUGGCAACAGCAGGAUAACUCAGGGCUCUCUUUAAAAGUGAUCCAGGAAGAUGGAUUAUCUGUGGAACAAAAGAGAAUACACUGCAGUGCACAGAAGCUCUUCGGUGUCCUGAGCCAUCCUGCUGGGGAGAAGCGGAGUUCUCUAAAGCUACUCUCAGCCAAACUCCCAGAGCUGGACUGGUUUCUGCAGCAUUUUGCGAUCAGCAGCAUUAGUCGGGAGCCCGUGAUGCGGAGCCAUCUUCCAGUCCUGCUGCAGAAAGCUGAAGUCAGCCCUGCUCACAAAGCAGAGAGUGACAAGGUUAUUAUCAGCAUUGUAACCGGCCUCCCGGGCUGUCAUGCUAAUGAGCUCUGUGCUUUUCUGGUCACUCUGCAUAAGGAAUAUGGCAGGUGGAUGGUGUACCGCCAGAUCAUGGACAGCUCUGAGUGUUUCCAUGCUGCCCACUUCCAGAGAUACCUUUCCAGUGCCCUGGAGGCCCAACAGAACCGUUCUGCCCGCCAGUCGGCUUACAUCCGCAAGAAGACCAGGCUGCUGGUGGUAUUACAAGGCUACACGGAUGUUAUUGAUGUUGUCCAGGCCCUGCAGACCCACCCAGAUGCGAAUGUCAAGGCCUCCUUCACCAUCGGUGCAGUUACAGUGUGUGUGGAGCCCCUGAGCUGCUACAUGGAGCACAGAUUUCUCUUCCCUAAAUGUCUUGACCAGUGUUCACAAGGCCUAGUGAGCAACGUGGUGUUCACCAGUCUCACCGUGGAGCAGAGGCACCCUGUCCUUGUUCAGCUGCAGAGCCUCAUCAGGGCUGCCAAUCCUACUGCAGCCUUCAUUCUCGCGGAGAACGGGAUUGUCACCAGGAAUGAAGACAUUGAGCUGAUUCUCUCAGAAAAUAGUUUUUCAAGUCCUCAGAUGCUACGUUCUCGAUAUUUAACAUACCCUGGCUGGUAUGAAGGUAAAUUUGAUGCCGGAUCAGUCUUUCCACUGAUGGUUCAGAUCUGUGUAUGGUUCGGCCGUCCCCUGGAGAAGACUCGCUUUAUAGCCAAGUGUAAAGCAAUUCAGUCCUCCAUCAAGCCAAGUCCCUUCUCUGGAAACAUCUACCACAUCCUGGGCAAAGUGAAGUUUUCAGACUCUGAGAGGGUCAUGGAGGUCUGCCACAACACCCUGGCCAAUUCCUUGAGCAUCGUGCCGGUUUUAGAGGGACCCACGCCACCACCUGACCCCAGAAACACACCUCAAGACAGCAGUGGGCAGCAGGAGUGCUACCUUGUGUUCAUCGGCUGCUCCCUGAAGGAAGACAGCAUCAAGGACUGGUUGCGGCAAUCAGCUAAGCAGAAGCCUCAGAGGAAAGCCCUGAAGACCAGAGGAAUGCUGACCCAGCAGGAGAUCAAGAACAUCCACGUGAAACGCCAUCUGGACCCCCUGCCUGCGGGCUACUUCUAUAAUGGCACCCAGUUUGUUAACUUCUUUGGUGACAAGACUGACUUUCACCCACUCAUGGACCAGUUCAUGAAUGACUAUGUGGAAGAAGCCAACCGGGAAAUCGAGAAGUAUAACCGCGAGCUGGAGCAGCAGGAGUAUCACGACCUCUUUGAGCAGAAGCUCUAGAGGGAGGCUGGGCCCAUAGUCCUGCAGCAAGUCCACCAGGGAAACCUGACCCGGCUCUCCUGGAGGCCCUGCCUGGAAGGGCUGUCUUUGUUCUCUCGGCCUGUGCGUGCUGGCUUGAGUGUGUGUUUUCUGUCCUCUCUCUACAGCGCUGAAGAGCAUCACCUGCCCCCGGGGGGGAGGGGGCGGGGGUCCUCAAGGAAGAGCAGCUAGGGACUGCCUGUGUAUGCGGCUGGCAGUCCGGGACCCCGGCUCUCUCUAACAGUGCCUCCUUGUGGCUGUGGAGGCACUGUGUGAGGGCAGGAGAGCAUUUGGCCCGUACUGAGGAGCUGCUGGGAGUUAGAAGGAACCCUGGCUGUGGGGGGCCCAGGCCACCCCUGGCCCCAGUCUCCAAAUGCUGCCAUGGGAAAUCCCUCGUCACUAGUGGGGUACCUGCCUUCCCUGCUGAGACCCCUUCCAUUCAAGGAGCUGGCCGCCUCGGCCUGGUGCUGAGCGGGGCAGCACAAGCCCUGCCCACAGAGCCAGCAGCUGGGGCUGAGGCUGGCAGCCUGUUCUGAGAUGCAGGAGGGAUUUCCCUGGCAGCCUGAACUGAGGGGAAGCACAUGGCUGCUCAGACGUGUGUGGCUCUCCAGUUGACACAAGCAGUCCCCCGUGGUGGUUCUGGAGCUGUCUUCUGUUAUCACUCGUGUUUUCCUAAUCAGGCACAAGAACAACCCUAUGGCCCAGGCCCCGCCGGCACGCAUCGCCUCACUGUGGAGGGGCCUGGUCACUUGUGGGUGUCAGUCUCCAGCUCCAGCCUCACCAAACAAGGCCUGCUUUUCAGCCACAAACUUCAGGAGACUCGUGCCCCCCUCCCCAAAGCGUUGUUGCUGGCCCUGGUCUUAUUUGGCUCCUGAGGACCAGGAUUUCAGAGAAUUUUGACUCUGAAGUCGGAAUUCCUUCCAGUGACUUUGUUCCUAGCUCACCCCUGGAGCAGAGGGGAACUCAAGUGUGGCCCGUGUGUAGCCUUCAUGAUCAGUGUGUGCAGGAUGGGGUCCCAGGCCCUGGUGUUUAGGUGAUGUCUGCUAGGACUUCAGCGCCUCAGCCGCCUGCAUUGCCAGCGUUUCUGAGUUUCACGUAUUAUUUUGCAUGCCUUAGGAAGAAGCACAUAGGUGAAACCAGCAAAUUGUCCAGUAAUGUAGAAGGGGUUCUGAGAAAGGCCCCUGGCACAGAGGAGAGCCAGGCUGGAGCACAUGUGGCCUGCACGCCAGUAGCAGUGCAGUGCCAAGGGCUUGUCAGUAAAACAUACUUGUAUCAGAAAAAAGCAAUUUGUAUUUGAAGCCAAAUGAGCAAAACUCGAAGUACGGUAGAUGAAGAAGCCUUGCACCUCGGAAGGCUUCCUUGAAAAGCCCACGCGCUCCAGACUCCGCUCCGAGGCCUCUUUGGGAGUCCCUGGUUUCUGGCUGGCCAGGGGCCCGGCUCCACAAAGCGGCUGCCUCUGCCUCAGAGUCAGUAGCGUAGAUCUUAAGUGCAAUUGAUUCAUAAGCAGUGAGUUACUGUAGCUUCCUUCAGCUCUGUGAGCUCUUUUUAAAAACUCAGACUUGAGCAGCCUUAGAAAAGGGAGAAGUGAAGUUGGGGGCGGGGAGGGUGGGGGUGGGAACCGCAGGCCAUUUCCUCCAAGCGGGUAGGGAAGUUUUAAAUGAAAGCUCUCAAUCUAGGAGCUCAAGCCGUUCCUGGCUGCCCUGGCCUGGCAGUCUGGCUGCUACACAAGAGUUUUUAAAGAGGGGUCGGAGCUGCCCGUGAGAGCAGGCCUUCCCGCCGCGUGGGCUGCGCUGCGCUGCGCUGCGUGUCGGUCUGCUCUCCGACCCGCGUCCAGGGAAAUGCUCUCUCACCAACCUGCCUGCUCUCCCUGUUCCUCUCUCAGAGGGAAACUGUGAUGAGAUUACCUCAACUUGCGUAUGAAACUGUGAUUGAAACGUCGAAACAUUAAGAAGUAUCAAAGCCAAAAAGGCAAAAAAAAAACAAAAAAACAAAAAAAAAACACGGCUUCUUAGCCUUCUCGGGGAUGGGAGGGGCACGUUGGAGAAAGGGCGUUCCUGGGGUGCUUGCUGUGCCCCUGUGAGAAGGCAGAGCAGCAGCAGCGCCUGUGAGCUCUUUGGGGACUGGCAGGGGGAGGGGGAUGCCUGCCCCUGCACUGCCCCUUCAGGAACCUUCACUGACAGUAUCCACUUGACUCCUCCCUGUUGGGGAGCAGGACCUUUGGCCGUCCCCAUCCCCGGAGGAAGGCCGUGACACUGUGUUGUAGCUUUUCACCUGAGGAGUGGAGGCCAGAACCGGCAGCGAGGCGGUGGGUUCCUAGGGACAGCAGCAGUCCCCCUGGGCGUGCAUGCUUUGGCCGGCUUUCCUGUUAGCAGCUUCAGUUCUUAUCACCAGAGUGUGUGAGAUAAUGUUGAAGUCGCUGAAGUUAUGGGUUAUCUUUAUUUUGAUGUGGGAUAUUUCUGUUUUUGAUUGGAAGGAGAGACAGAAAUUGUAGAAAAACAGGAUCACCCUAGGAAGGGGCUGCAGCCAAGGCCCUGCUGAGCCCGAGGGGGCAUCUGACCUGGGACCUGGAUCUUGGCCCUAAAGGUUGCAAGAAAAAAUACUAUCCUAAAUUCUAUUAGGAUGUUGGAGAAUUUUUGCACAGUAAUAAGCUCGGGGUUGCUCUUUGGGCUUUUUUUUCAAAAGGGAAAAGUUCAACUCAAAGAUUGUAAACUAUUAAGUAUUCAGCCAUGUUGCUGACUAGUUGGAUCGCUGUACCUCAAAAAGUAGGUGAGAUGUGACUUCUACAUUGUCCCAGGUUGUCAAAUACUAAUGACAUAAGAGCUCACUUACGUGCCAAAAUUCACUUUUAUACUAGUUUUUCAGUGCUUUAAUAUUUGUAACUUAAAUUUUAAAACUCAUAUUUACAAACACUACUGUAACUUCAGUGAAACUGAAUUGUGUGAAUGAAGCUUUUUGCUUAUUAUAGUAUUUAUUACACUACUUAAUUCAGUAAAUAUAUAAAAGUAGUCUUCAAUUUAUUUUUAUAUUAUUUGACAUGUUUUUACCUGCAGUUGUGUAUGUGAAUUUACCUUGGUAAUCGAGAUGUAACACUAAGGACCAAUAAACUAUCACUGACUAA